AUGAAGAGAGGGGGCGUCUGGAGCCGGAGCCUGUGGCUGAUCAUUGGUGUCCUGUGGGAGGCAGGUCCUUUCCGCAUCUCCUCUUCCGUGCCACCCCCCACCCUGAAUGGUUUCUUGGAGAGUUGCCCCAGCCUUGGCUGGGUCCUGGGCCGAAAGCCCAUGCCCAGUUGUCCGCCAGAGGGCGCUCCGGGAGGGGAAGCCGCUACUGCCCACCAUCUGUGCCCCCCGACUGGCCGGGACAGGACUGACCACACGUCCUUCUCCGCAGAGUCUCACUUUCCAAUAGAUCUCUUUGUGGCAGCGGAGUCUUGUUGGCGCCUGAACCCCAUAGGGUCUGGGACAGAAGAAGCGCAAGGGAGCCUCGUCAGCACCUAUUCUAUGACUCCUCCGACCCUGAACAUCACAGAGGAAGAAUACAUCAUUGAAGCCCAGGAUUCCCUGGCCAUCACCUGCAGAGGCCAGCACCCCCUGGAGUGGGCAUGGCCCCGGCGCUGGGAGGAGCCUAGCCAAGGGGACAAGGAGAGCAAAGCCGGGGGCCCGGCAGAGGUCGGAGCUGAACGAGACUGUGAGGGCACAGACAGCCGGCCCUACUGCAAGGUGUUAGUACUGACCAAGACCCAGGCCAAUGACACCGGCUCCUACACCUGCUACUACAAGUACAUCAAGGCCCGGAUUGAAGGCACCACUGCAGUGAGCACCUACGUGUUUGUGAGAGACUUCGAGCAGCCCUUCAUCAACAGGCCGGACACUCUCCUGGUCAACAAGGAUCAUACAUGGGUACCCUGCCUGGUGUCCAUCCCGGACCUCAACGUCACUCUGCAUUCGCAAAUCAGGGUGAUCCGACCAGAUGGACAAGAGAUCGUGUGGGAUGACAGGAAGGGAAUGCUGGUGCCCACGUCACUCCUCGGGGACACCUUGUUCCUCCAGUGUGAGACCAUCAUCCGGGGCCGAACCUUCCGUUCCAACUUCUUCAUCAUCCAUAUCACUGGGAAUGAGCUCUAUGACAUUCAGCUAUAUCCCAAGAAGGCCCUGGAGCUGCUGGUAGGGGAGAAGCUGGUCCUGAACUGUACUGUGUGGGCUGAGUUCAACUCAGGAGUCACCUUCCAGUGGGAUUAUCCUGGGAAGCAGACAGAACGAGCUGGGGCAGUGACGCCUGAACGCCGUUCCCAACAGACGCACACAGAACUAUCCAGCAUCCUGGUCAUCCAGAACGUGAGCCAGCAGGACCUGGGGCAGUACGUGUGCGAAGCCAGCAAUGGUGUCCAGAGCUUCAGGGAGAGCACUGAGGUCAUUGUGCAUGGACCCCUCUCCCCCUCCCUGUUGUGCCUGAUCGCCCUCGUGGUUAUCAUGGGCAAACCUCUGAGGCAGCCAGCAGGAGGGCGGCACCAGCGGGACCGAAUGCCCCAGUGUGUGGACUGGAGGGAAGUCUCAGCCCAGGAUGCUGUGAACCCCAUUGAGAGCUUGGAUACAUGGACUGAAUCUGUGGAAGGCAAAAACAAGACUGUGAGCAAGCUGGUGAUUCAGGAGGCCAACGUCUCAGUCAUGUACAAGUGUGUCACCUUCAACAAAGUGGGACAGGAUGAAAGGCUCAUCUACUUCUACGUGACUACUAUCCCGGAUGGCUUCACCAUUGAGUCCGAGCCGUCCGAGGAGCCCGUGGAAGGCCAGGACCUGACCCUCAGCUGUAAGGCAGACAACUACACUUACGAGAAUCUUCAGUGGUACCGCCUGAACCUGUCCACACUGCAUGAUGCUCAGGGGAACCCGCUUCUGCUUGACUGCAAAAACGUGCACCUGUACGCCACCCGGCUGGAGGGCCAACUGAGCUCCACGCCAGGCUCCCGCCAUGCCACCCUGCGCCUGGCCCUGCCCCGCAUCGCCCCUGAUGAGGAGGGCGAUUAUGUGUGUGAAGUGCAAGACCGGCGCAGCCACGAGAAGCACUGCCACAAGAAAUACAUCUCCGUGCAGGCUCUGGAGGUACCCCAGCUCACACAGAACCUGACUGACCUCUCAGUGAACAUCAGUGAUUCCAUCGAGAUGCGAUGUCGGGUGGCCGGGGCCCACGUGCCAGAUAUCGUCUGGUACAAAGAUGAGAGGCCGCUGGAGGAGGAGUCAGGGAUUGACUUGGCUGACUCCAACCAAAGACUGAGUAUCCAGAGGGUGCGGGAAGAAGAUGCAGGCCGAUACCUGUGCAGUGUCUGCAAUGCCAAGGGCUGUGUCAAUUCCUCUGCCAGCGUGUCUGUGGAAGGGUCCGAGGACAAAGGCAGCAUGGAGGUAGUCAUCCUCAUUGGCACUGGGGUUAUCGCCGUGUUCUUCUGGAUCCUUCUCAUCCUCAUCUUCUGCAACAUGAAGCGGCCUGCCCAUGCGGACAUCAAGACGGGAUAUUUGUCCAUCAUCAUGGACCCAGGCGAGGUGGCCCUGGAAGACCAGUGUGAAUACUUGCCCUAUGAUUCCAGCAAAUGGGAAUUUCCCCGAGAAAGGCUCCAUUUAGGGAGAGUCCUAGGACACGGAGCCUUUGGGAAGGUGGUUGAAGCCUCUGCCUUUGGCAUCAACAAGGGCAACAGCUGUGAUACGGUGGCAGUCAAAAUGCUGAAAGAGGGAGCCACUGCCAGUGAACACAAAGCCCUGAUGUCAGAACUGAAGAUCCUCAUACACAUUGGAAACCACCUCAAUGUGGUCAACCUCCUGGGAGCCUGCACCAAGCCCAAUGGGCCUCUGAUGGUGAUUGUGGAAUUCUGCAAAUAUGGGAAUCUUUCCAACUACCUGCGAACCAAGAGGGAAGACUUCAGCCCAUACAGAGAAAAGUCUCCCAGGCUUCGAAAUCAAGUCCGUUCCAUGGUGGAGGCUGUGAAGGCAGACAGAAGGAGUCGGACUGGCACUAAUGACAAUGCAAUUUUCACCCGUUUUCUGCUGGGGAAAGGCCUUGCUUCCCGGGCCCAGCCUAUCCAAGAUGGCUUCAAAUCGGAUAUUCUUUAUGCUAUUCUGUGUGGUGAGCUGCUCACCCUCUUUGCCUGCCAUGCUAUUGACUAA
This is a messenger RNA of Gracilinanus agilis (Agile Gracile Mouse Opossum), 3030 nucleotides long. It is a transcript of the gene FLT4, whose product is annotated as fms related receptor tyrosine kinase 4. Gene Ontology annotation, biological process: protein phosphorylation; cell surface receptor protein tyrosine kinase signaling pathway. Bases 1 to 3030 code for a protein of 1009 amino acids. The record is from RefSeq and is a predicted model, not a curated record. The transcript has 21 exons. Gene Ontology annotation, molecular function: ATP binding; transmembrane receptor protein tyrosine kinase activity. NCBI's taxonomy places the organism in Eukaryota, Metazoa, Chordata, Mammalia, Didelphimorphia, Didelphidae.